UUUGGAAAUUUUGAAGGCAUGUGUUCAAACAUUGACUCAAGCUCGCGUCUCGUAAGGACAGGAACCUGAGUGGGCAUCUUACCUAUUGGAAUGCUCGCUCUUGAAGGCCCCUACAAUUAUGUAGCUUUUAUGUACUGUUCACAGAAAUCACGAUUGAUGCGAUAGACAUGUGACAAGUGCCUUCUGGAUUUGUAUGUGCCUCUGAAAUCACUGCAAGGGCUAGAACACUAGUGGAAUUCAUGAACACGUGCAUUCUACACCCAACAUCAGUAUACAUUCACAUUAAGGAAGUUAAUGGUCACUCAAGUACAUUUGAAGGACGGCACGCUGAGAGGAGGUUGAAGGACUUAAGAUGGCUGUUAGGACACUGCCAUGAAAUUAAUGUCGGAACACUAAAUGAAUACAAUCUGCGUUCAUGCCUCGCCAACUUUGACGAGAUCAUCACUAAACUCUCAUUAGCAUCGAAAUGCCGGAAGAGAACGAGAUGGGUGGUGUAUCUCUAUCACGUCAAAAGACAAUUUACUUACCAACAACAAUCUGGAAGUCAUGAUUUGGCUCGGCCAUGGCUUGUCUGAAAGAUGUGUAAGGGGAUCACUUGAAAAGUGAGACAUCCACUUACAGAGCAGCAGGAUCAAGGAUGCUUGCAUCGGCAACAGCAGCAGAGUUCCUUCCUUCGGUCGGAACGAACGUGUGAUAAAAGAGCAGUUGCAGAUGCUCGUAUCCUGCAGUUGUAAACCCACUUGUUGUCAGUAUGAGUCACAUAAUCUGACUAUCGAGAUUGAAGCCAGAGGAGUUUCGUAAGAGGAACCAGCGUCGACUCCUUAUGGGGCUGGAGAAGACACCUAUGUGGUGUACCUUUGUGGUGUGCAGUUCAGUUGGCGGACCAGAACUUACCACAGCGUAGAGCAGUAUAAUUGAUGUCACCAGCUACUUGGUCUUGGAACUUUUUUUCAACCUCUUGAAUCAUACAAACGCUGUCGGUAGAGACUUUCCGAUAUAACAACAUAUCAGCAGUUAUUGAAGGUUCAUCAAGAACAAACAAUUUACUUGUUUUUGUUUUUCUUGAUUGACCUCCAAUCUGGUGUAAAUAUAUCGAUGAAGUAAUUUAGAAUACCAACAAUUCUUUUAUUUCAUCAUAUUUUUUGAAGAGUUUAACAUAAUU
Messenger RNA from Marchantia polymorpha subsp. ruderalis, 1162 nucleotides. The record is from the annotation of a GenBank genome assembly. Lineage: Eukaryota; Viridiplantae; Streptophyta; Marchantiopsida; Marchantiales; Marchantiaceae.